This is a messenger RNA of Histoplasma capsulatum G186AR, 471 nucleotides long. RefSeq lists its product as uncharacterized. The transcript has 2 exons. The record is from RefSeq and is a predicted model, not a curated record. NCBI's taxonomy places the organism in Eukaryota, Fungi, Ascomycota, Eurotiomycetes, Onygenales, Ajellomycetaceae. The coding region runs from base 1 to 471 and encodes 156 amino acids.
AUGACCGAGUUUGGCGGAUUUGUGGUGGAUGGCGAGGAACAGCGCUUGCGCGCUCUUCUGCAUCGGUUAUCGAGGGAUGUGAGGGCGCUGAGGUACCUUCGGGUUCACUGGACAGGGACGGGUGAGAAGGAUUAUGAGUGCUAUGAAUGUAAUGAGGAUGGCUAUGGGAUGCAACCCAGAUGGGGCUGGGGCGAUAAGAGGCGGUUCAUGCUGGAAUUAGGGAGGAUUUGGGGGUUGAGGGAACUUGUGCUUGAUGGCACAUUUGAGAUCAGCUGGAUGGGAUAUUUGAGGAAGCAAAUGGGGCAUGAAGUGAAGGGCGAGACGAUCGAUGUGCUACGCCCUUUGAUUGCCGGAUAUGUGGUGGCCCUCACCGGCUUGGGUUUUGGGUCAAGUGAAAUGAGGGAUUGCGGGUUAUCAAAGCGUUAUCCAACACAAUCUGGCCCAAGAUAUCAGCCUGGAAAAGCUAGGUGA